AUGGUGAAGAAGCAAAUGCCGCCUUUACUCGUUGUGGGUGUGUCUGUUCUGGUGGUGUUGUCAUGUUGUGUUAAUUACAGUCUCUGUGAAAAGAUCAAAACCUAUAAGCUCACCAGAGGAAACUUGUCUGUUACCUUCACUAACUAUGGAAAACAAGAUGAUGUUGUUCUUGGAUUUGAUAGUGUUGAUGGUUACAAGAAUGACACAACUUAUUUUGGGGCAAUUGUGGGAAGAGUGGCUAAUAGAAUUGGAGGUGCUGAGUUCACGUUGAAUGGUGGUACAAAGGGCUUCAGCGAUGUGAUUUGGUCAGUCCAUAACUACGUUCCCACUAGCCACAUUACUUUCAAAUACGAUAGCUUCGACGGUGAAGAAGGUUUUCCGGGAAACGUGACGGUGAAAGUGACAUACAUGUUGAUCGGCGAAAACAAGCUCGGUGUGAAAAUGGAAGCAAAACCACUAAACAAACCAACACCGAUCAACUUAGCCCUCCACACAUACUGGAACCUCCACAGCCACAACUCCGGCGACGUCCUCUCCCAUAAAAUCCAGCUUCUUGCCGGUAAAAUCACUCCUGUCGACGAAAAACUCAUCCCCACCGGCGAAAUCACCUCCAUCGAAGGAACACCUUACGAUUUCCUCCAGCCUCGCUCUAUCGGAAGCCGGAUCAAGGAAUUACCCGGAGGUUACGACAUCAACUACGUCAUCGACGGAACAGCCGGGAAACACCUGAGGAAAACAGCGGUUGUGUCGGAAGAAGUCACCGGAAGGAAGAUGGAGUUGUGGACAAACCAGCCUGGUGUUCAGUUUUACACGAGUAAUAUGAUGAUACGUGUCGUCGGAAAAGGAAAAGCGGUUUACAAGAAAUACGGAGGGUUGUGUUUGGAGUCUCAAGGGUUUCCAGAUUCGGUGAAUCAUAAGAAUUUUCCAUCGCAGAUUGUGAAUCCUGGAGAGAGUUACUUGCAUGUUAUGCUCUUUAGGUUCACUGCUCAUUGA
This is a messenger RNA of Arabis nemorensis, 993 nucleotides long. NCBI's taxonomy places the organism in Eukaryota, Viridiplantae, Streptophyta, Magnoliopsida, Brassicales, Brassicaceae. The record is from the annotation of a GenBank genome assembly.